AAAUCCCAAGCCCAAAGUCCAAACCCGUUUAUGACUUAGGUGUUAGGGUUAGAGAAUAGGAUCCAAUUUUCAAUCUUCCAAUUUUCACUCAGUCUUAUCACUUCUCUCUCAUUAUUCACAAUUUUUGCUGAAAUCUCAUUAGUGAAGCUCAAUUUUUGCUGAUAUUCUGUAGAGACCAAAGACAAUUUUUGCUUUUGCUCGAAGCCUCGAUCUCAUUCUUACAAGUCUUCUUCUCCAUCUUCAAUUUCUGUCCAAUUUUCGAUAUAUUAUAGAGAUUACUAUUAAAAAUUUGGAGGACUCCAAAUUUUUGGGGCCUAAAGCAAAGGCUUUAUUAGCUUUACCUUGAGCCACCCCUGACUGGCUUUGAAUCAACGUGUUUAGGUCUUGCAAGUGACUGGUCAUUUGAGGAAAUGAGCUGCGUUGCCAUAAACAGUUCCCAUCUAAAUGCUUCCUUUCCAUCACUUACUGCUCCAAAAAGGACCUCAAAAACGACCACAUUAUCUUCAAUUUAUCUCGGUACAAAACUCCCGAAAAUCUUCCUGAAUGCGGAAGUAGGUGUAUUCAGACCACAGCAGCUGUGCAGAACUGUAUGCUUAUUUGGUGGCAAAGGGAGGGCAAGCAAUGACAAUGAGGCUUCUCCAUGGAAAGCUCUUGAGAAAGCCAUGGGAAAUCUGAAGAAGGAAAAGUCAGUUGAGGAUUUAUUGAAGCAACAGAUUGAAAAACAAGAAUACUAUGAUGGAGGAGAUGGUGGUGGAGAUCGUCCAGGUGGUGGCGGUGGAGGUGGCAGUGAUGGUUUUGGUGGAGCAGAGGAUGAAGGCAUUCCAGGGAUCUUGGAUGAGCUUAGACAAAUAGUCUUGGCAACUAUGAGCUUCAUAUUUUUGUAUAUCUACAUAAUUGAAAGAGAGGAGAUGACAGUGUUCACAAGGGAUAUUCUCAAGUUUAUCUUUCUAAGGCAAAAGAGUAUUCGUCUUGGGCGCACAAUUGCACGGUGGGAGAGCUACUUCAAAAGCCUGUCCAAGAAAGAAGUAGAUCCAUAUUGGUUGGAAAAGGAGAUUCUUAAUACCACUACUUGGUAUGACAGCCCCACAAACUAUAGGCAGAUUCUCAGACUGGUGCAAUCCGAUUCUUAUUAUUGAUAUAUGAAACCUUUUCAGCUUUAUCAUCUCUGUGCUGUCAAAUUUUGUACUGGUUUAAACAGUUUUUUACUGCCUGUUUGAAUAAACAGAAAACAAAUUUUGCGUCA
Molecule: messenger RNA, 1243 nt
Organism: Capsicum annuum
Lineage: Eukaryota; Viridiplantae; Streptophyta; Magnoliopsida; Solanales; Solanaceae
Exons: 3
Coding region: 411-1136 (241 amino acids)
Cellular component (GO): chloroplast
Source: RefSeq, a predicted model, not a curated record